AUGCCCGAACUCAAGACGAGUAGCUCUUCCAAGGAGUCGACAAGCAGCGAUGUUUUGAUAGAUACCAACCAGGCUCGACAAACCACUCCACCAUUCACACCUCCGACAUCACUUGCGCCUAGCAGCUCUCCUAUGAAAAGUGACUUGGAUACGGAGACCAAUCCUGCAAUUGGUAGUUCUGGAGUGAAGCGCUCCCGCUAUCAUUAUACCGUAUAUCAAUGUGACGAUGAGCUCGACUUGCCCUCAAAGAGAGCGAGAACCUUGAAGACAACCUGGUGCUCCCCCUGCGCUCCAGGGUCGGAGACCUCCAAUUAUCUCAAUGAGCGCAUGCUGGAGCUCUCGCGUGUUACGCGCCGCGCUAUAGCCACCCGUCUCCGCUACCAACGCCUACGUGCCCACGAGCUAGACCUAAUGAAGUCUAUCCACGAAGAUGAAACCGAGCUGACGCAAACAGAAUUGAAAACAGUGGAUCACCAAAUCGGAUCAAUCCGAAACAUGCUUCGCGAGGGGGGAGUGGUGGCAAUAGGAGAUGAUGGGCACGGGUUCGAUCCUGGUGACCAUGAACCUAGGCGUGCCAGUGGUUCCUCCGACAACGAAUCUGUACACAUGAUUGAAUCUGGGAGCUCAAAAAUGCCAGCAGCUUUACCUGGUGUUACUCAAUCGCCGCUCCGCCAUCAUGAUCACGCAUCCAAGAACAUGAUAUCAUCUCUGUCUACGACCGUGGUAUUACCCUCGUCACUACCGACAACGGACAACAGAACGGGAUGCUGCGCAACGCCUGCAUCCAUAUCGCGACUUGCGGCCUGCCAUGUCAACUACCCCCCAUACUUCCUUGAUGAUGUCACCGGAAGACCUGGAAAGCGCUAUCUGCGAACUCACCCUCCAAAACUAUCCGACUAUUCGCAAGAAGAUAUUGAGGUAAUUGAGUACGCGCGGAGGCAAGUGGUCAUGGACAUGAUCAUAACCUAUGGUUGGAUCAAAAACACUACGAAGAUUCAGAAGCAAGGAUCGCACCGCUACGCCAGAGAAGUUGUGAACGCGGUCAAGGCAUCACUUGACCGCCCGGGGCUAGACCCGACGUCUGCCGUUACGACCCUAGUAAUGGCCGGUCUCAUUAAUAGUCGCUCAAGACUCGUUGAAAACGCCGAAAAGGAAUCCUUACCGUUUUAUCUCGACGACCUCGAGCCGGCAGACAAAUCAUUGUCUGCCGAGGAUCGCAAAAAAUAUAUGGCGGCGCGUAAACAGAUUAUCUAUAACGCGGACGAGACACAUUCCUAUUUUUUACACGCCCGCAAAGAUGGCCAAGUCGUUCUUUUUGCUCAUGAUGGCGUGCAAGCCGUGCACAUCAAACAGUGGUUUCUUGAUGAGCAAUCACCCCUUUAUGACGAGUCAUUGAGGGCGGUGCUCACGACAACCACCAUACCUAUGCUGUCAAUGUCGGCAGUUGGGGUUAUGGGUGCCAUUGAUCGGCAUGUCGAAGGACGCCUUUCGAAGUCCGGGCUGGGGAAGGUCCUCCGGUUUACCGGUCAUGUGUAUGCCGAGAAGCAACAAACGCUAAGUGAAUCAAUGAAAGCCUGCUUCAAUAUGGACAUUCAUCGAGAGGGAAUGAAAACAUAUCUUCAACACUUACAUGACAAGGGAAUGAGAGCCCUAAAUGACAAAUUGGGUCUUACACCACCCACUUUGAUCUAUAUUCCCACGUCACUGGAAGAACUAACCCUACCACCCGAGCAAGGAAACCCCACCACGUUCCAUGAUACCGUCUCUGACGAGUCAGCACUUGCGCUCAACUCCAACGCACCCUCAUAUGAUCAGUCGGAAUUUAAUUUGGACAACCUCUUCGGGGAUUCGAUGUAUGACUCGUUACAAAGUACCCAGUGGAGGAAAAGGGGGCUGGACAACUCAAGACCUGAAGGUCUUCACCGCGCAAUUCCGCUGGACAUGACGCUGGUAGGAGCAGAUGCUCAUGUAGUACACGGGCCAGAUGGCCUUCAACGUCAAUUCCGGUAUGAGGGAGCGAAGAGAUCUUCAAGCUCAGGACCAGAUGGCCCUUACCGGACAAUGCCAGUCAUGAGAUUGGGCCAGAUGGCCUUGCAUCAAUUUCGGAGCGAAGAGAUCUUCAAGAUCGGACCAGAUGGUCUUUACCGGACAAUGCCAGUCAUGAAAUCAGUGGGAGCAGAAGUUCCCGUAGGGCCAGAUUGGCCUCAAUGA
This is a messenger RNA of Suillus clintonianus, 2211 nucleotides long. RefSeq lists its product as uncharacterized. Bases 1 to 2211 code for a protein of 736 amino acids. Lineage: Eukaryota; Fungi; Basidiomycota; Agaricomycetes; Boletales; Suillaceae. The record is from RefSeq and is a predicted model, not a curated record. The transcript has 11 exons.